AUGAAUGUCGACCCGCUCCUGGCAGAAGUGCUCCAGCUGGCGGCUUCGUGGGUCAACGUCGGCCUCUAUACCCUCGAGGUCGUCCUCGUCGUCGGGUAUUUCCGGAAGCGGCCGACCCGCCCGUUCUACCGCGCGGCGGUGAGUGCGAUGCUGCUCUUUGACACUGUGUGCACACUGGACGUUUGUGUACACGUGUGCUUCCGCAUAAUGGGGCUCUCGGAGGACGCUCAGCUCGUGCCGAAUGCCAUCUCGGUGUUCAUGACGUAUGCGACGGCAACGGCGGAGGAAAUCGUGAUGUGCUAUGUAUUCUAUACCCUGACACACAAUCUGUUUUUACUUCUUGUCCUUGGGACAUUAAUAGUCGGACAUCUUUCACUUGCACUGGUAUCCGGCAGUCUGAUGCUAGUCCGCUCAUCCAUGGCUUUGCGAGUUGCAAGUGCAUCCUCCGUCACUUGUGCCUCCACGGACCUUGCCAUCGCCGGGUGUCUCGCAUUCAAAGUCUGGAAGCUCAUGGGCUCCGCACAUCUACUAGAUUCUCGGUUCAGCCUAGCCCGUAGAUUCUUCCUGCUUGUGAUCAGCUCCGGUCUGCUCGUCGCGACAAACACGCUUCUGAUGACGGGCUUGCUGCUCACACGGAACCCCGCGUUCAGCUUCUUCUACUCGUGCCAGGGACGCGUGUACGCGCUGACGUUGCUGGGGAACUUUCUCGUGGGAAUACCGUUCCGAGCAUCCUCCCCGGGUUCCGCCGCACAGGAACUUGACCUCAGUCGGAGCAUGGGUCUGCGCAUCGCGUCGGGGAUACUUGGCACGCAUGACCGGCGGCAUACCACGGGCGGGAAUCACACGAGCGGGGCCACGGGAAUGGGGGAGGUAAACUCGGGUAGUCUGUAUUAUUCGCGGUGGGUGAAGGAGCAGUGCAAGGAGGCGGAUAUGCCCAGCCGUCCGCGUGUUAUGUCGGUGCCGUAA
Messenger RNA from Mycena indigotica, 966 nucleotides. RefSeq lists its product as uncharacterized. NCBI's taxonomy places the organism in Eukaryota, Fungi, Basidiomycota, Agaricomycetes, Agaricales, Mycenaceae. The record is from RefSeq and is a predicted model, not a curated record. The coding region runs from base 1 to 966 and encodes 321 amino acids. The transcript is spliced from 8 exons.